CUCCUCCUUUCUAGUGGCGGUCCUUUCUCUCACCUCUUCCCUCCCAGAUCAUAUCCAGCAAGUCUGAGUGAGCUUUUCCAAUCAGAUGGAGGGUGUAACACAAGGACAGAGAUAAGGACAAGAACUGAAUUAUUAUUCUGGUAAGACCCGGCAAAGUCACCCUAAUAACUGGUCGUCAUAAAGUGUAGAGGAGAGAUUUAAUAUUUUUGCAGUAACAUAUAUACUGAUCUAGAGGUGAAACCAUCUCUGGCUACAGCUGCUGGCACAAAAUGUUGUUUACUCUAGGACUUCUCCUCCUUCUCACCCCAUUCCCCUCCUUUCAAACCACGACCAAUGAGAAGAGAGACGCCACAGGAAGCGACAUGACCAAACCCAAUGCCAUUUUCACCCCUUCAAAACCAAAAACCACUGCUGCUGCUGCCAAACAGAGCGUUCACCCCACCCUCAAACCAAACACAGUUAAUCAGACAGUUUUGCCAACUGUAGCCACCAACCAAAAACCUCCAACUGUCAAUGCUACAGGGGUCAACAAGAACAAGCCUACUCCAGCAGUAAAUCAAACUACUCCCUCAGGAGCAGUAAAGGCUACUACAACCAGUGGCACCAUAACCAACAAAGACAAGCAUACAGUCUCAGUCAACCAGACUGUUUUAGCUAAGCCUCCCUCAGCCAGUGAACCAAAGGCUAGUAAAGACAAGCCUGCUGCCACUGGAACUCCAAAUCUGAAUUCAACAACUAUUAAAUCUGCCCCAGCCGGCGGUGCUAAAACAAUCAAAGACAAACCCCAACCUUCUGCCAGUCAGACUGUUUCAGCAAAAUCUCCAUCAACCAGUCAACCAAAGGCUAGCAAAGACAAGCCUGCCCCCACUGGAGCUCCAAAUCUGCAGUCAACAUCUACCAAAUCUGUCCCGGCCAGUCCCACUAAAACAAUCAAAGACAAACCCCAGCCUUCUGCCAAUCACACUGUUUCAGUGAAAUCUCCUUCAUCCAGUGAAGAAAAGCCUAGCAAAGACAAGUCUGCCCUCACUGGAACUCCAAAUCUGCAUUCAACAUCCACAAAAUCUGACCCAGCAAGUGGGUCUAAAACAACCAAAGACAAACCACAGCCUUCUGUCAAUCAGACUGUUUCAGUGAAAUCUCCUUCAACCAGUGAAGAAAAGCAUCCAGCAUCCACAAAAUCUGUCCCAGGUAGUGGCGCUAAAAUAAUCAAAGACAAACCACAGUCCUCUGCCAAUCAUACUGUUUCAGUGAAAUCUCCUUCAUCCAGUGAAGAAAAGCCUAGCAAAGACAAGUCUGCCCUCACUGGAACUCCAAAUCUGCAUUCAACAUCCACAAAAUCUGACCCAGCAAGUGGGUCUAAAACAACCAAAGACAAACCACAGCCUUCUGUCAAUCAGACUGUUUCAGUGAAAUCUCCUUCAACCAGUGAAGAAAAGCAUCCAACAUCCACAAAAUCUGUCCCAGGUAGUGGCGCUAAAAUAAUCAAAGACAAACCACAGCCUUCAGUCAAUCAAACUAUUUCAGCAAAAUCUCCAUCAACCAGUGAAGAAAAACCUAGCAAAGACAAGCCUGCCACCACUGUAGUUGAAAAUGUUCCAUCAACAUCCACAAAAUAUGUUCCUUCCAGUGGCACUAAAACCACCAAAAACACGCCCACAGCCUCCGUCAAUCAAACCACUGUUUCUAAACCUCCCCUCACCAAGUCCAAAGACGAAAAAGUUGUAACUGGUCCAUCAACACCAACAAAGACUGCCACGACUGGCGUUUCAUCAGCUGACAAAGAUAAGGUCACAGCCUCUGGCAAUCAGACCACUUCAGUCAAAGCUCCCAGCACCACCAGCAAAGAAAAGCCAGCGCCUUCACAGCCAAUCAAGGUGGUGAUCAGUGAUGGCUGUGACCCAAGUCACAGAAAGGAGCAGGAGCUAAAGCUGAAGCCUGGCGCUCCACUGGUGAUGACGCAUAAGAUCAGCUUGUUGCCUGGUGGCUGUAACGGUGGAUGUGAGACCGAGAUGGCUGAGCUGAAAGGUCGUGUGGCCCGACUGGAAAAGGAGAUGUUCUUUCUAAGAGAGAAAUGUCCAUGUUCUGCAAAUUGUCCAAAUGAUUGUAGUGGCAAUGGGGAAUGUGAGAAGGGGAAAUGUGUUUGCAACCAGGGAUUCAUGGGUCCAGACUGUAGCAAGUGUGCACGAGGUGCAGAGUGUAUUAAAAAUGCUGACAAAGGGAAGGCCAAGGCAACAGUGGAAACAGUAACCCUGCUGAACAAAGACAAGGACACUGUCCAGGAACACACUGUAUUAGAACAUACUCUUUUCCAGAAGAGCGAACAAAAGAAGGUGUCUGAAGACACGGAGACUGAUACUAAACCCAAAGUAACCACCAAAACAAAAGCGGGGGUCAUUAAAACACAAACAAAACAAGAAGCUUCUGUCAAAAAGCUUAUUUUCCAAAGUUCUUCAAAGAUCGGUCGUCCAACUGUUGGGCAAGUUCUCUUGAAACAUGAGAAAGGAAAACAAGACGAAGUCCGUAAGGGAAAAACAGUCCUGGAUGUUAAGAAAGUCCUCCAGAAAAAUGAUCCUAAGAUUGUAAAGGAAGGAACUUCUGGUAAAGCUUAUCCUAAAACCGAACAUCUGAAAGAUGAACCUCAAACUAAUAUAACACAGAGUAAUGGGAAGAGAAUCAAUGGCACAACUAAAAGUGUGACCGUCCUCUCCAAGGUCCCAGGAACAAACAAAACCAGAACAGGCAAAGAAUCCCUGGAGCAGUCCACUCUGGCUGAAAAGAAUGUUACUCAGUCAACUAAGCAAAUUAAGAUAGUUAAAGUGGGCACUGUGAAGGUACACUCUGUAGAUAACAAAAAAACAGAUGCUUCCAAGACUGGAAAAGGGAAAGGCACACAGAAGAGCCUGUAUAUAGUGAAUGCAACCAACACGGCUAGAUCAGAUGACACUAAAGUUCAUCAAGGCCCAACAAGACUCCAUGGCGCUGGGGUGACUGUCAGGAAAACUGGAGGAUCUGGAUUAGGGUCAGUAAAGGCUGUCAACAUCUCUUCCUACAGCUUUACUGUCACAUGGUCAGCACCACAAGGGAUGUUCAAGAACUUUACAGUGAUCAGGAAAGAGCCACGGGCAGAGGGCGAUGGAGAUGAACAUGAGGAGUUUGAGGAAGAAGCACUUGAGGGAGACAAGGCCUCUCCAGUUAAGAACACAACCGAAUUCCUGGUCCACAGCGAGAGCAGCAACACAACUAUCUCCUCUGGCAAAGCUGUUGUGUCAAGAGGUAAAGCUGAAACCAAGAGGAUUUCCAUGGUGGUUCCUGGCGGCGUACGUUCUGUUGAGUUCAGUAAUCUUAGAGCAAACACGCACUAUGUCCUGCAUAUAUAUGGCACUACAGCGGGGAGAAGAUCCAAGGUUCACAGAGUAACCGCUACCACAGGUCCUGAACCAGCCACAGAAGUGGUGUUCAGCAAUGUAACAGAGUCUUCUCUCGCUGUUUCCUGGUCAAAACCAAAGACCACUUUCACAGGCUUCAGGAUCACGUAUAUCAACAUUGUCACAGGGGAGAGCCGUUUUGUGACUGUGGGCUCUAAGCAGUCCCAUGUUGUUCUAUCCGAGUUGUCUGCUGGAUCCUCCUACAUAAUCACUGUAACUACAACGCGAGGCCAAGCCCAAAGUGACGCUAUCACAUCCAUUAUCACAACAGUGCCUGCCCCUCCAACACACCUUCAAGCCGUCAAUGUGACUGAUACCAGGGCUGUGCUGCAAUGGACUCCCAGUUUGGGGAAAGUAGACCGCUUCAUCCUCAGCUAUGAGUCCUCCAAGACUCCUAAUGUGACAGUGACAGUGAUGCUGUCAGGAAACUCAGUGGAGCACCAGCUGAGAGGUCUGCAAAGAGGAACCCUGUACACGGUCAAAGUGCUGAGCCAAAAGGACAGCCUCCAGAGUAUGGCCAUCUCGACUACAUUUACUACGGCAAAUGUGAUUAAAGCCAGUGAGGUUGGUGCUCGCUCUGCAAUGAUAGCCUGGAGAUCGACCAUUGUUUAUCACAGCUACAGAGUGGUCUAUCAGGUGGCGGGAGAGAAGACAAAGGAGGUGGUUCUGGAACCCACCCUGACAGAGUAUAAGCUUACCGGAUUGUUGCCCAUGUCACACUAUAUUGUUGUGGUACAAGGCGAGAGAGAUGGACACUACACAUCUGUUGUCACCACGGAAUUCAUCACAGGGAAAGUGCGUUUCCCAUUUCCUACUGAGUGCUCACAGGAGCUGCUGAAUGGAGCUCUGCAGUCAGGAGAGGUGGACAUCUACCCGCAAGGAAAGGAGGGGAGAGCAGUCAGAGUGUACUGUGACAUGGAGACUGAUGGAGGCGGAUGGACAGUUUUCCAAAGGAGAAUGAAUGGAAAAACUGAUUUCUACAGAACAUGGAGUGAAUACGCCGCCGGCUUUGGAAACCUUAGCGAAGAGUUCUGGCUUGGAAACGAGCUUCUGCACAACCUAACCAGUGUCGGCCCUGUGAGUCUGAGAGUGGAUAUGCGAUCUGGAAAUGACACCGCUUACGCUCACUACACCAGCUUCUCAGUCGAUUCAGAGGAGAGGCACUAUACUCUUACAGUGUCAGGCUACACGGGAACAGCAGGUGACUCCAUGAGGUACCACAAUGGGCGCCCAUUCUCAGCCCGAGACAAGAACCCUGAUUCUCUGGGGAUCCACUGUGCCAGGGCCUACAUGGGAGGCUGGUGGUACAAGAACUGCUACAAGACCAAUCUCAACGGUCUUUAUGGCAUCAACAGCAAUAAUCAGGGAAUAGUCUGGAUUGACUGGAAAGGUAAAGACUCCUCCAUUCCCUUCACUGAGAUGAAGUUCAGACCCUCCAGGUUCUCCCCCGCGACUCAUGGCUAAGGAUGCAUCAAUGUCCGAGAGGUCUGCGACCAGAAAACCUUACAUCUGACAGAAAACUAGAGCCCUAGGAAUCCGGACGACAGUGGACCUCACAGUUGCCGAAUGUCUCUUUCCACCUGAAAUUGCACGCAGCAGUUUUGACAGCUACAAUGGAAACUGUCAGUAUAUAUAACAACAGAAUGGAAAUGUUGUAUUGUAUCUUUUGUAUACUGUUCUACAGCUCUGCCUGCCCCACAGUUUUAUUUUGACUCUAAAACCUUCUUGUGCACCACCAUGGUAUUCCACCCCACUACUACUGUUGUAUAAUAUGCACUGUCAUUGGAAUAAAUGUGGCUAACGUGGG
Molecule: messenger RNA, 5232 nt
Organism: Mugil cephalus (flathead mullet)
Lineage: Eukaryota; Metazoa; Chordata; Actinopteri; Mugiliformes; Mugilidae
Gene: tnxba
Product: tenascin XBa
Exons: 15
Coding region: 270-4889 (1539 amino acids)
Molecular function (GO): protein binding
Source: RefSeq, a predicted model, not a curated record